Chinchilla lanigera (long-tailed chinchilla) is the source of this 1598-nucleotide messenger RNA. It is a transcript of the gene Vdac3, whose product is annotated as voltage-dependent anion channel 3. Gene Ontology annotation, molecular function: voltage-gated monoatomic anion channel activity. The record is from RefSeq and is a predicted model, not a curated record. Bases 320 to 1174 code for a protein of 284 amino acids. Gene Ontology annotation, biological process: monoatomic anion transmembrane transport. The transcript has 10 exons. Lineage: Eukaryota; Metazoa; Chordata; Mammalia; Rodentia; Chinchillidae. Gene Ontology annotation, cellular component: mitochondrial outer membrane.
GACCCUGGGGCGAAGCUGCGGUCCAGAGCCUCGCGGCAACUCGCGGUUCCCAAGCGCCCUCACCCCGCGCCAAGCCCUCCCUCGCACGCGCGCACUCGGAGCCCGGCGGUUAGCAGCGUGCGUGCGCCCCGGCGGCCCCCCGCGCCCAGACCCGCGGCGCGACUGGGGCGCCACACGACAGCGCAGUCGCGCUCGGGGGAGGCAGGGGCGCGCAGGCGCCGCGUCGGGGAGCGAGGCCGCGCAGGCGCUGACGGCGUCGGUUCUGGGGAGACCUUCAGCGUUACCCUAGCGGAGCGGCACGGGCUCUCGGCUCGGAGAUAUGUGUAAUACACCAACUUAUUGUGACCUAGGAAAGGCUGCCAAGGAUGUCUUCAACAAAGGAUAUGGGUUUGGCAUGGUUAAAAUAGACCUGAAAACCAAGUCUUGUAGUGGAGUGAUGGAGUUUUCUACAUCAGGUCAUGCUUACACUGAUACAGGGAAAGCAUCAGGCAACCUAGAGACCAAAUAUAAGGUCUGUAACUAUGGACUUAGCUUCACCCAGAAAUGGAAUACAGACAAUACUCUUGGGACAGAAAUCUCUUUGGAGAAUAAGUUGGCGGAAGGUUUGAAACUGACUCUUGAUACUAUAUUUGUACCGAAUACAGGAAAGAAGAGUGGGAAAUUGAAGGCCUCCUAUAAACGGGAUUGUUUCAGUCUUGGCAGUAAUGUUGAUAUAGAUUUUUCUGGACCAACCAUCUAUGGCUGGGCUGUGUUGGCCCUUGAAGGUUGGCUUGCUGGCUAUCAGAUGAGUUUUGACACAGCCAAAUCCAAACUGUCUCAGAAUAAUUUCGCUCUGGGUUACAAGGCCGCAGACUUUCAGCUGCACACUCAUGUGAAUGAUGGCACUGAAUUUGGAGGUUCUAUCUACCAGAAAGUAAAUGAAAAGAUUGAAACAUCAAUAAACCUUGCAUGGACAGCUGGCAGCAACAACACCCGUUUUGGCAUCGCUGCUAAAUACAAGCUGGAUUGUAGAACUUCUCUAUCUGCUAAAGUAAAUAAUGCCAGCCUGAUUGGACUGGGUUAUACGCAGACCCUUCGACCAGGAGUCAAACUGACCCUGUCCGCUUUAAUCGAUGGGAAGAACUUCAAUGCUGGAGGUCACAAGGUUGGGUUGGGAUUUGAACUGGAAGCUUAAUGUAGUUUUGAGUAAAGCCUUAGAUUUAUCCCUGCAAGUGAAGAGAAAUGAACCCACUAUGUUUUGGCCUUAAAAUUCUGUGAAAUUUUAAAAGUGUGAACUUUUUAUUCUUCCAAAGAAUUGUAAUCCUUCUCACACUGAAUUCAAGAGAUUGCAAGUCCAUCUCCAGGUGGUUCUUGAAGGCAGACCUGGAAAUUGUCAUGUUUGUGCCACAUUCGAGUUCUGCAGUGUUGUGUGUUCCUCAGCGACCAUGUAGUGUCAUGUUAAAGGAAACGACCUGAACCGCCCCCCCCUUUGUACAUUGUGUCCUGCAUGUUGUACACCACUUUUUCAUGAUGUUUUAAUAUAUUGGUCUCUGCUAUAGUGGAAUCUUUAGUUUUGCAUCAGAGUAAAAUAAAAUAAACCCAUCACACUUGGAACAUAA